Tigriopus californicus is the source of this 1719-nucleotide messenger RNA. Its product is annotated as ubiquitin-associated protein 1-like. Gene Ontology annotation, molecular function: ubiquitin binding. Gene Ontology annotation, biological process: ubiquitin-dependent protein catabolic process via the multivesicular body sorting pathway. Gene Ontology annotation, cellular component: ESCRT I complex. The coding region runs from base 167 to 1642 and encodes 491 amino acids. Lineage: Eukaryota; Metazoa; Arthropoda; Copepoda; Harpacticoida; Harpacticidae. The record is from RefSeq and is a predicted model, not a curated record. The transcript has a single exon.
AUUGGCCACACUGCCAACCUGUCAAGUUUCAGCUUCUCCAAGAUAAGUUGUGUCCAUUCCACCGAGGCCCACUAUAAGGCCUUGAUACGUUUACCAGGCCUUAAUUCCAUCGGCGGGCCCGGGUUGGCCUUUGACCAACACCCAUCGGGCCUCAGUCAGCCUAGCCAUGGCUCAAUCGGCGCAUUUCCGUGAUCUGGAAACCGACCUGGACGCCCUGGGCUUCCACCCCUUGGCCCACGUGCCCUUUCAGCUCCAUCCCGCCCUCCGCGCCGCCCACUCCGACCAGCUGGAACGACGCGUGGCCGCCACGCUCCAAGAUCCCAGUCUGAGCCAACUAGAGGCCGAUUUGGCCGGCGGGCUCUGGGAUUACGACCCCAGCCUCGAGCAUCAAGUCCUGGACACGCUGCGACAACGGGCCGACCAAGAACAACAACGAGUAACCCGCCAGGCCCAACAAUGGCACGACUAUCAGGCCCAAAAGCAGCGCGAUCAAGCGGAGCGGCAGGCCUCCGUGACCCAGGCCCAGGCCCAGGCCGAAAAUCAGGCGGCGAGCCAGGCCGAAUCCACCACCCAACUCGAGGGCCAGCUCGACCCCGAGGUCCAGUUGACGAAUGGUCAUCAGACGGGGGCGGGUUCGACGGCCAUUGAGGUAGUAGAGCCGGAGCGGCCGGGCUUGAAUGUGGCUCCACCCGUGGGUUCGGUGGCGGGUCCGCCCGUGGGCCCCUGGCCUCGCCCCGUCCAACCCAUUAAUUUCUCCGAGUUUGAGGCGGAAUCCGAUCCCUUUGAGUCUUUGGCUUUGAAGAGCAUGAACGACUAUCAAGAGUUGGCUGCCGUGCUCCAGACCUCGACCCAGUUGACCCCGUCAGCUCAGUCGGUCGCCAGUGGCCCCGCCCAUCCCCCUGCCAGCUAUGCUCGGCCAUUCAACCCGCCCACCGCCACCGGCGUGUUUCCCCGUGCCACCUUUCCCACCCCACCCGACUUCUUCAAUUACUUCCCGCCCGCCCAGCCCAGUCCCACCUACUUCCCGUCGCGCCUGCCCCCCUACCGCCCCGCUCCCGCUCCCGCUCCCCCGCCCGGGGCUGAACCCACCGUCAAGAACUCUCAGAGCUUUGGCGAUAUCCUCAACGAGAUUAAGAAAGAGGCCCAAGCCGAUGUGCGGAAAAAAAGCAGUCAGACCCCGCCGCCCCGCCCGGCCAAUGUUCCGGGAUCGACCUCGAAACUGACCGAUUGGAUCCCCUGGCCGGAUUUGGACGGAACUCCCUGCCGCCCCAGUCCGGCUGAGGACCCGCUGGCGCUCAUCUCUGACCCCGAUCAGCGACGAUUGUGCCAGCAGAUCCACGAUAUGGGCUUUCCUUUGGCCCGAGUGGCUCGCGUCUGUGCCGCCUUGAAAGACAAGACCGGUCAGAACAUUAUCAACUUUUGUCUUUUGGUGGAUAAAUUCAUCGGCGAGAGUGGCUUGCCCGAGGAGGAAGUAGAGUACGUGCUUCACUUGAAAUCGGCCGAGGAGACCAAAGUUCGGCCACAUUUGAAGGCAUUCCGCAGCUUGAAAGAGUUGGGCUUUUCCAGCAAAGACAUUCACCAUGCCCUAGUGGAAUGUGAUACCGACCACGAUAAGGCCUUGGAGAAGCUUCUGAAAACAUGAGGUGGAACUAUCCCGGAUAUUUUACUAUUUUUUUGUAUGAUAAUUACGUAAUACAAUAUAUGUCAUCCGCAAGUAAA